Molecule: messenger RNA, 3462 nt
Organism: Equus quagga
Lineage: Eukaryota; Metazoa; Chordata; Mammalia; Perissodactyla; Equidae
Gene: RAD51AP2
Product: RAD51 associated protein 2
Exons: 3
Coding region: 1-3462 (1153 amino acids)
Source: RefSeq, a predicted model, not a curated record
AUGUCGCUCACGCACCCCACGCAGCGGGUUGCCGAGCUCAGGGAGCCUCCCGCCCUUUUACCGCCUCCUGAGGACUCUGAUUCCCAGCCCCCAAGUAGUAAGCGGCUCCGUCUGGAGGAGCCUGGGGGUGUCUCUGAGGCGGGGUGGAGGCUGCCUUUGGUGCCUCGCUUGUCUGAGGUGGAAAAAGUCUGGGAGUUGUCGCCUAGACCCUUCAAAGGGCCGCUUAUUUCAGCGAACUUCAUUUUUGGUAACUCCGCAGACUCGUGUGUGGAGAAAUCAGUCAGCGGGAAGCAGAUAUGUAACCCGGGAUGCCAAAAGAGCCAAUCUGAGAUGAAUAGUUGUUUGCAGUCUCUCCCCUCACAAAGUUUUGAUUCUGGUUUGAGGGCUUCCAGAAGGUCUUCUGAAUCAGGACUGAACGUCAGAGAGGUUUUCAGUGUGCGCUGCAGUGACACAUCCGAAGCAGAGUUUGCUCAGCUUCUGCCUAACGCCUCUAAAAACGAUAUGAACGGAGUGAAAAACAGGGAUGGAAAACAAUAUUUAGUCCAAGGGAGAGACGAUAGUCAGAAAGACGAUAGUUACAUAGAACAGACAGAAAACCUAUUUUUAGACGUUACCUUUUACAAGGAAAUGAAACCAACAUUUCGUGAAAUUAAGAACAGAUGUAAAGCUGUCAGUGUUAUGCCAUCAAAUAAAAAAGAAAAUAACAUUUCAGCAUCUACACUAAAAAUAUCAAAAUCUCAAAACGAGCCCUGCAUGGAAAUUGCCAAACCCAGCUAUUUUAGAGAUAGCAGCACAAUAAGUAUCCCUGAGUUCCCAACCGAUUUAAAUAGCAAAAUGUCCUCUGUCUAUUUAAAGGAAAUAGCGAAGAAAAGGAAUGACAAAAACGAGGCAUAUGUUAGAAAUUUCACAAACAUUUACUGGUCCCAAAAUAGACCUGAUGUUAAGAAGCAAAAGUUGCAGGAUGAUAAAAAAAUUGUGGAUGCAGAAAAUAUUGUUUCUGAAUGUUAUGAAGGUAAUCACCAGUCACUCAGCAACCAAAAUAUUUGCGUGAAAAAAAAGGACUUGAUCAAUUUAAACUACUGUAACCACAGUAGUAUCAAGUCUGAUGUGAGAGAUUCUGAAAAGAAUUACACUACAAUACUAGAAAAUGCAAAUUGGGAAGAAGCAGAAACAUGCCUGGACAGUUACAUAUCUAAUGGAUUGGAAAAAUCUCAAAGCUCAGACUGUAAUAUUAGACAUAUUUUGAGAAAUAGGGAAAAUUAUUGGAUUGUGGAUAAUUACAAGACUAAAUGUGAAAAUGUGAAAAAAAUUGGAGAAAGAUUGAAUUUGCUACAAUUGCUGGAAAUAGAUAUUUUAAGCAAAGAUUAUCACAAUACAAAAGCCAUGAAUACACAUGAAGAACAGUCAAAGCCUCUCCUGAGAGGAACACUGCGUAACCAAAAAGCUUCAAUAAAAUUUUUUUUGUUAAGUGGUAAAGAAGAAAACAAUAAUAUGCUACAGUUGAGAUAUUAUACUAUGCAAGAAGAUUUUCAUUUCAGCAACAUUUUUGAAAGUUUUGUUACAGAAAUUUUUUAUUUCCAUAAAAGUAUUUCAGGAAAUCAAAAAGAUAAUAGUAUUUUAACCUGGUAUGAAAUUUUGAAGCGUAAAAAGCAAAUUGAUGUUCAAAAUCUGAUAACUAGGAAUAUGAAUGUCAAUAGAAAGAAUGUUUUAAGCAUAUAUUUACAAACCAGUGUUUCAGAACUUUUGAAUAUCAUAUUGAAAGCCAAUAUAGCUUCUUUGCUCAAUAACUUUGAUUCUUUAACAAGAAUUGAAAAUGAUUCUAAAUUAGAAGACAGAUGCAUUUUCAAAUGGAUAGUGUAUUUUAAUUAUUCAAAAAAUAUAGUGGAGAAUCAUACUGUAUAUCUAGUAAACAUUUUAACUUUUUCAAGACUAUUAGAAGAUAAGAAAAAACCUAUGUUAGAGGAAAGAAAGCUAUUUAAAACCAAACAAGUUUUUGAAGAGCCUAAGAUAACAUCCAUCAAUUCCUUCAACAUGACAACUAAAUAUAUCCAUUUUCCAAUUUUUGAAAAAAUUCAUCUUUUAAUGGACUUUGAUGACAUGAAUGAAAUUUCUUUGACAAAAGAAAUUAGUUACAAGAAUAAGAGUUGUCCUGAACAACUUAUGAACCUGGAAAAUUGGGCUCACUGUAGUCCUAAUACUAUUGAAACACAUGUUAAGUCUGGUUCUCAAUUUAUACAGAAAAACAGUACAUAUGUUAAUGAAACAUUUUGUGAAACAAAUGUGUACAACCAAGAUUUAGAUACUGAAAGAAAAAAGGAGCACGGUAAGAUCAGCAGCUUUAAUUUAAAGUGCGUAUGUGAAGAUUUCUUCAAGACUGGGCAAUGGGCCAUACUGACAAGUCACGAUGCAAAACAUAGUGAACGAACCAAUCCUAUGACUAUAUCUCUAGUGGUAAAUUUUGGAAACUUGCUAAGUGAAAUUGAAGGAAAAAACCAUGACUUAAUUUUGAAGGAGGAAGUAAAAGUCACAGCACAAAGUUUAACAAACAGUUGCCAAGUUCAUAAAGAUAUUAAGAAAGAAAAGGAAGAGAAAAAUAGUUUUUAUUCAAUGGAUGGCAUGUCUCCUAUGCAACCAGUUUCAUUAAUAAGUAAGAAAGUAAAUGUGGAAGAAAGUAAGUAUAUUAAUCAAAAUAAUGUAGCUGAUAGAAAUGAACAUGAGAGUAUUUUGCAAGAAAGUGAGUUAGCUAAUUCAAAGCAUUUUCAUCCAAAGAAUGACUCUACAGAAUGUGUUAAUCAACAAUUUGAAACUGACUUGAGGGUAGGGAACAAUGAAUGUUUUCAGGACUUAGCUGCCAAGUGUUUAUCAACAGACGCUCUGGCAGUAGCAAAAGAUUUUGAGAUGAAGAGUAAAUUUGAUUUAGUACUUGAAGAACUUCGUAUGUUUCAUGAAAUUAGUAGGGAAAAUGAAAUUCUGAGCCCUGUGGAAACAAACAAUGGGCAAGAAAAUUACUUUGGAGAAAAUAAUGAUCUUGAGGAAGUAAAAAUGGAGAUAAAAACAGAUUUGAAAAUGGUUACAGUCAAGAAAAUACGCGCAUCUUCUUUGUUCUCGGAUACUGUAGAAGAUCCUAAUAUGCGUAAAAGACACCAAAGUUUAUUUAAAUGGAAAACAGUAUCCAAAAAUGGAGAACAGGAAGUUCCUAGUGAAUAUUGCUGUCCAAGAACAUCAGAGGAAGAAUUACUAUAUUCUACUUCUGAGGAAGAUUGUGAAAAACCUUUACCUAAAAGACCUACUUUUUUCUCUGAUGAAUGUAAAGAAGAAAAAAUUAAUUAUUUACUGAAGGGAGGUAGUAAUUUUUCACAUGGAAUUUCAAGAGUACUACCUCUUAAGACAUGCAGUCGACCAAUCAGAGUCGGUUUGUCAAGAAAAGCUAAGCUUAAACAACUUCAUCCCUAUUUGAAAUAG